UGCCUGGACUAUAGUACUGUUGCGUACUGUUACUACUUUUGAAAUGAAUCCUCCGCAUUCCUCGGCAGCAGCUCUCGCCUUCGUCCUUGCGCCCGCUUCCGCUUCUCUGAACUCCUUCGUCACCUCCCUUCGUCCCUCGCGCCGUGGGUCUGGUGCCAGGGGUCCAACACUGCCACCGCUCGAUCGGGAAGCUGGGACCGCAAACCAGACCGCAAAUCUCCCACGAGCGACCGUGAGUUUCUCGCAGGUAGUAUCUUUCUACGCGUAAUCCGUAUGUACAGCAUCAUAUGUACGAGCUCCUGACCUUCCUACAAAAUAAGCCAAUUCACAAUAGAUCGUCGUUUCGUCGAUAGCCACAGUGCCCAGCUAUAUUUUUCGAGGGGCCUGAGAACAAUGGUCCAGAAUAAGUUUGCAAACGGCUUCGUAGGACUGCACGACGUUGUCGUA
Messenger RNA from Suillus fuscotomentosus, 447 nucleotides. RefSeq lists its product as uncharacterized. Bases 44 to 268 code for a protein of 74 amino acids. The transcript has a single exon. NCBI's taxonomy places the organism in Eukaryota, Fungi, Basidiomycota, Agaricomycetes, Boletales, Suillaceae. The record is from RefSeq and is a predicted model, not a curated record.